Messenger RNA from Dinoponera quadriceps, 1605 nucleotides. Its product is annotated as leucine-rich repeat-containing protein C10orf11-like. Bases 419 to 1159 code for a protein of 246 amino acids. Lineage: Eukaryota; Metazoa; Arthropoda; Insecta; Hymenoptera; Formicidae. The record is from RefSeq and is a predicted model, not a curated record. The transcript has 4 exons.
AAACACUAUCGUAACGCAUUUUUCCAAUCUCGUAUACUAAUAUUGUCGUUAAACGCCUGUCUAACGGUCUAACCUUAUAGCGGUUUAACCUUAAAGCGCAAUGUAUUUUGGGUAUUUUCACAAUGUUCUCGUCCUCGCCUCUCGUAUCUUAUCAUAUUCCACUCCAAUAUGCGAUAAGUUCACAUGGCUGUCGGCGGAUGUUGAGUUUCAGUGCGAAUUAUAGCUCGUGCGACGAAUAGCUAUGAGUGCGAUAAUCGUUUUUUGUGAAAGUCAAUUUUCCCUGCUCAUUCGCGUGAUUCACUACCAAACUUAGAUGGCUGGUUUAGGCUUGUCGAUGCAUGUGCGGAGUGAGGAGAGUGUAGAAUACUUUGAUUUUUCUGAUAAAUUUGCUUUGUAAGGCACCCUUAAAUUAAGAACGAUGCCUGGGACCUCUUUUUUUAACGAGGUGAAAUGCGAAGUAUCAGCAAAUGAAGAGGAAAGGUCUGUCAUGACUUCUUUGGGGAAAUUAGUAUUUGGGGAUAUUCAUCAAAGGUAUAUCAAAGAUUCAUCAAAGAGAUCAUUGACUCAGGAUGAUUUAUCUGCAGAAUAUACAGAUUCCUUGUCUCUUGCUUAUGAAAAUCUCUUAUAUAUGCCUCUUGAUAUAAUAGAGAGACAUAGUAUCACCAUAAAUACUUUAGAUAUCAGUUACAAUAAGUUUAGCAGGAAUUUGCAAUUCUUAUUGGAAUUUGACCAUCUCACUUCCCUAAACUUGGACCACAACAUUAUAGAUGAAUACACUGUGUUUCCAUACAUGCCGCAACUCGAACUUCUUUGGUUAAAUCACAACGGCAUAGACAACUUGUAUCCCUUUAUUAAGAAUCUCCAUAAGAGCCUACCAAACCUAAAGUAUUUGUGUCUUAUGGGAAAUAAUGCUGCACCUAGUUACCUCAAUGAUAGAACUUCUUACGAUCAUCUCCAAUACAGACUCUUUGUGAUAUCCUGGUUCCCGAGGUUGGUACAUUUGGACGAUAGUAGAGUAACUGCAGAUCAACGGAAAGAAGCUGGGAGAUUGUUCAAACGACCGCUGUUUGAAGAUCUUGUGUGCGUAAAAUAUUUGCACAAUAGGUUAACGAAUACAUUUUGGAGUUUUGACAAACAAAAGAAAAAUUUUAUCGUUUGAUUGAUAUUGAGGCACUGUAGAGAUAUAGGAGAUUGUGAAAAGACGGCGUAUCUUUAUAAGAAACAAUGAGAUUAUAAUUUCUUACAUUUUAAUAAAAAUAUGAAUAUAUGUAGAUUUUGGAAUACUUAUGCAUACUUUUUGCAUCAAUAUUUAUAUUUCUAUCAAAAAGAAAAAAAAUCAUUGAAGAGAUACCGCGCAAAAUAACUUGCGUAUUAAACGUAAAUAGUAUUCGCUACAUGUUAUUCAAAUUUUACACUUGUGAUAUAUAUGAACAAUCGUACCUCGUGUAUAUAUAUUUAAACAGAAGUUAUAUUUAACAAAGCCUUUUUGAAAAUUAUUGAACAUGAAUGUUAUUUUGUACUAUACAUAGAUACAUACAUGAGUAUGUGCGUAUCUGUUAUCGAGUAUCUUUUAUAGAUAAUAUAACAUAUUUGGUCGAAAUGAAA